AUGUGCCUGAUCGGUCUCUUGCUGGCCUUCCGAUCCAGGAAGGAGUUGUCAAGGCACGAGCACAGGCCCAGCAGCAGGCACAGUCACAGACACAGUCACAGGCACAGUCACAGUCACAGCGACAGCCAAAAACACAGGCACAGCAGCGAACGCAGGCACAGGAGCUCCAGCCACCGACGCUCCGAGCACCCGCGACGAGAGGAAUCCCGGUCCCGGCGGCACGAGAAAGACGAGCGGAAGGACGCGGCACUCCUGACCGAGGACGCCCUGGCGCGGCUGUGCCUGUCGCUCGAGAAGGGCCUCCUCGAGGAACAGCGGAGAUGGCGGGACCAGGAGCUGCUGGACCGGCAGGAGCGGCAGCGGCUGGGCCUCGAACCAUCACCACCACCACCACCACCACCACAGCGGCCGCCGUCCGAGGAAGCGCCGCCAUACAGCCUCCGGGAUGAAAACGCACGCCAGCCGACGCCCGUGCCCGCGCCCGCGCCCGAGUACCAGGCCGACGCGGCGGCGGCCGGCAGCCCAGAACGGCGCAGCCGAGACCCGCCCGCGCCGGCGUACCGUUAUUGCUGUCCGAAUUGCCUGUGCACCGCCCCGCGCGUUUCUUCUACCGUUAAACGGCCGACGGUUCCUGAGCUGGAUGGCGGCCGGAGCAGAGAAUAA
This is a messenger RNA of Thermothielavioides terrestris NRRL 8126, 663 nucleotides long. RefSeq lists its product as uncharacterized. Lineage: Eukaryota; Fungi; Ascomycota; Sordariomycetes; Sordariales; Chaetomiaceae. The transcript has a single exon. The coding region runs from base 1 to 663 and encodes 220 amino acids. The record is from RefSeq and is a predicted model, not a curated record.